AUGUCUCUUGCUCCUCCAGCUGACUUGAAAAAUGAUCCAGGCGACUUUGAAGAGGCUUUCCGCGUGGUGAAGGUUGACCACAAUACCUGGGUGGGAGCCCAUCCAUUAAGACUCCCUAUAGCUGGAGCUAGAGGUGUUUAUGGAGGCCACACUUGUGCCCAAACGCUUUUGGUGGCCAUGGAAUCUGCACCAGGGUUCGUUCCACACUCGUUUCAUUCCCACUUUAUCAAGGCUGGCUCCCAUAAGAUUCCGUACACUUACAAAGUGACGAGGUUACACGAUGGUAAAACCUUCUGUAUGAGAGAAAUCAAGGUGAUCCAGAAGGACGUCAUUAUUUACACGGCAUUGAGCUCAUUGAAGAAGAAGGGAUCGAGGGUGACCUCGGGUGACUUGAAUAUCCAACAUCCACCUCCACCGUUGACCAAGAAGUACCCUGAUCCUAGCCAACUCCGGAAAAUCACCCAUACCGACUUUGUUCGUAAUGCUUUCUCUCCAGAAUUCAUUGACUACAACCUCACGCCAGAAGAAGAUAACUUAAGAGCCGCCGAGAGGUGGAUUACUGUGUGGAGCGGGCUCCAACAACCCAAGAAGGACCAAAUGAACGACCCUCGGUAUAACUACGUAGGGUUGGCAGAUAUUUCAGACUCUGCGUUAUUGACUACGUUGGCUCGUGUUUUACAUCUUCAUUGGAACCCCACUGUGGACAAUCCGUAUGAAAGUUUUGAUGAAGACAAGGACGCCAGAAACAUCAUGAACGUUACGUUGAAUGCCUUGCAUAUUUUCCACUACAACGCCAUGUCGCUCGACCACCAUCUCUACUUCCACGGUGACGAUUUCAAUGCAUUCAACAUCGUUAAAGACUGGUUGACGUUGACGUACCAAUUUAAGGUUUUACGAAACAACAGGGCCUUGGUCCGCGGCUACUUCUACAAUAAGGAAGGUAACUGUGUAGCCACGGUUAUCCAAGAAGGCUUAACGUACAUGAGACCAGGAGUUCCAAACAAGCACAGAAUAUAA
Molecule: messenger RNA, 1017 nt
Organism: Candidozyma haemuli
Lineage: Eukaryota; Fungi; Ascomycota; Pichiomycetes; Serinales; Metschnikowiaceae
Exons: 1
Coding region: 1-1017 (338 amino acids)
Biological process (GO): fatty acid catabolic process; acyl-CoA metabolic process
Cellular component (GO): peroxisomal matrix
Molecular function (GO): fatty acyl-CoA hydrolase activity
Source: RefSeq, a predicted model, not a curated record